CUUUAAUUUAUUACGGCACGGCCUCGAAAUUUCUCUCCUUCUGAUUUAUCUUCCCUUUUUCUCAUACACAUUAGAAUGUGCGAAUUUACAUGUCAAUAUUCGACUAGUAUUAAUUCUCACUCAAAUCUGAUAUUCUCACUUCAUACAAUUUCUGUUGGCGCUUUUGGUAUUUAUACACCAUGGCACCUGGACGUAUCAGUCUCAGAGCUGGGCAAGAGUCAUGGGCCACCGAAGAACAAUGGGAGAAUGAUGGGGAGUACGAUGGGGAGUAUGAUGGGGAAUAUGAUGGGAAGUAUGAUGGGGAGUAUGAUGGAGAGUAUGACGCUGAAUGGGAUUCUAACGAUGAUGCCACUGACAGCUAUGCCACCGACGGUGAAUGGGACUCAAAAUCUGCAGAUGCGGAGGAAGCCUCUGCACCAGCAACUGAAGAGCCAGAAACUGUAGGGCCAAAAAAUGAAGAGCCAGCUCCAGUGUCCACCAAAGAAGCUCCAGGUAACCCAGGCAACCCAGGCACGUUGUUGGUCGACGAAGAAGCUUCGCUACCAAAUGAGGAGAAUGACAGCGUUACCAACUUCGACUCAUUUGAUGCUGAUAAAACGCCGCAGCAAGCACAUCAGGCUGGGGAUGAGCCGGUUGAUCCGCAAGUUCCACAAGAAGAAAAGCCAAAAUUGACACCAGAAGAGCAAGCUAUGAAAGAUAGAGAAUCAUGGCAAUUGGCGGUUGCCGACCGCAAAGAAAGACUCCGAGAGGGUCAAAUGGCCAAAAACGAUAGGGCGCGCAAGUUGUUUGAUAUUUUCCAGAAAGACCGUAAGGAGGAAAAACUCAAGACGCCCAAAAAAGUCGUUGCUGUGAAGUCUAGCAGAUAUAAGAACCGCAUCAACAAUAGAGGAUUAGUUGGUGAGCUUGGAAAGAAGGUUGCGGGUAAGGUUGCGGAUGUGGUGGCAGAAAAGUUGGCGGAAAGGCUGGCAAGUAAGAAGGCAGGGGCAGAGGAAAAUAAAGAGGAGAUAACAGAUAAGAAGCCAGGGGAAGAAGUUCUCACUGCAUCUGGAUCUUCCAAUAACUUCGUUGAUCAAACCUUCAUGGACAACCUGAUGAAAGCCAUCGAGGGCCCAAAUCUCCCAGUCAUGGAAGGCUUGCCUGGUGUGACCAGCUACGACGAGGAUGCACCAAGCAACCCCGAGGACCCACGCCGAAUCCACAGAGUCCUUAAGGUCGUUUUGGGCAGCGAGCUCUUCGAGGAGCUUAGCGAACUUUCCUUAGACGACUACGAAGCCCAGGACCAAGCUGCUCGCGAGCAGCUCGUGAAUAAAGUUGUCUUUACCGUGAAGGGGAACCCGGCUACUGAGAAGAUCAAGAUCGAACUCCUGGAGGGGCUGCCUGGACUUGGAGACUGUGGAGUCCCUCUUCCUCUCAGAAAGCCCGUGGCUAAUCCGGUCGAUCCUUGCGAACUUGCUGAGCUAUGUGCGCCUGAUAUUCCUUGCCCUGCGGCCGGCUUGUGCCGGAAGGCGAACGCUCACGGGGCAGAUAAGGAUACCACCUCGACAAGCACUGCCACAGACAUCACGUCUGAUGGUGCUGAGCGUAAAGUAUCUCCAAUGUUGACACUUCUCAGGCUAUUCAGAGCUGUCAGAUUGUCUCCCGGGGCACCCAAAGAACCCAAACGAAAGACCUAUGAGGGGUUCCGUGGAAUUGGAAAACGCGAUGUAGGUGGAUUCGAAGCCUACAUGGCCGACCUCAACAAUGCUUGCAGCUUCAAUAUGCGAGAAGGUCGUAAGGAGGUUGUUGGAGCUCCUCGAAAAUUAAGUCCCAACUUCAAGACCGUGGAGCACAACAGAACUGGGGCAGGUGCCACCCGUAAACCACUAGGGAAUGAUGAAAAAGAGGAAGGUGCCUCCCUGGAAUCUGAAGAUGGUGAGGAAGGUGCGGAGGACGACUCGUAUGGAGAAGACAAGGAAGGCGCGGAGGGUGAAUCAGGUGACAAAAAUGAGGAUACGCCUGCUUCUGACAAAUCAACUGCUCGCCACGGCAACCAUAACGGAUGGUUCCCAUCUAUCGUCUACCGCCGGUCGGUCGAACCUGCCGAAGAUGACGUGCCAGCCGUGUCAGAUGCUCCAUCCGUGCCUGCCGCCAUUGUGGCCCCAAUCGAGUCUGUCGUCCCUUCCCCUUUCAGCGAAAACGCCGUGGACGACCUUAUUGCAGAGACUAUUACUGUAGCAUCGCUUGGGCCAGCUCUACCGCCUUCCACCACCCCUGAGUCAGUUUUUGGCAUUACACGGUCCACCGCUACAGCUACAUCAACGGAAGGAAUAAUUGAAGGGUCGGAGCCAGUUACCACAGAAGCUGAUUCCGGUGCGACAGGCCCAAUCACCACCGACGCCGUCCCCGCCAAAGAGCGCGAAAUGGCCUACAAGGCCGUCAAACCGAAGAACACGCAAACCAUGAGCAAAGAAGCCUCAUCCUGGGACAAGAAGCAGCGCCAAAGAGCGCGCCGCAUCAAAAAAGAGCGUGAGGCCCGUGCCCGCGCCCUCCGUCGCAUAAAAUUUGCCAAGAAGCUUGAGGCGAAACGCGCACGCCAAGCCGCUGAUCGCGCCGCCUUCCUCGAGGAGAUCGAUUAUCAACCUCCAACUCCACCUCAGUACAGCAAGCGCGCGCCGCCAUCGCCAUUGGAGCAUGCGCCAGCGUGGACAGGGCAGGGGGUCAAGGAGGAAGAGCAAAGAUGGCGGGCUGGGGAGGGAGGGGUGAGCGCUGCGGAUCGCGAGGAUGCUGCGCGGGAGAUUGUGAAGGUUGCGAAGUUGAGGGAGGCGGAGAGACAGAAGGGUGUUGAGGAUGCGGCGGCGAGAGCAAGGGUGGCGGCUCAGGAUGAUGGGAUUGGUAACCCGUAUUUGGAUCACAAGUCGUAUGACCCGGCUCAGGCGCAUGUUGAUGAGGCGACCGGGGCUCGGUUCCCGUACAAAGGUGUUGGAGAUGCGACGCCAGAGUUGGGGAAUGUGGGGGUUGUGGUGGUGAUUUUGGUGUGGAUUGUGUUGAUGGUUGCGAUUUUGAGAUGUCAGGGGCGCAGGGGCGAUGGAUCGCCGAACUGGGCAAGAGAGCGUCGUGGACGGGGGUUCUUGAGGCAGGGCAGGAAGAAGAGGCAGAGUGAGGAGCAGGAGAGGGAGAAGUUGGAUGUUUAGUGGCGGAUGUGAUGAUUUUGUUAGGUUUUGGAUAGGGCCGUCGAGCCCGCUGGCGUCGUUGGUACACGCGUUGCUAUCCUCAGGGUCGUCCAACCCGCAUCGAGGUCAUCUUCUCUUCUGUAAUGGACCGUCAAUGCUUUCAGAUCAUCAUUUCAUCUAGGUCGUCGAAUGUUCACUUCAACUUGGUUUAAUAGAAUGGGAGUGUCUUGAAAUUGACUCUGAUUAAUUA
Messenger RNA from Pseudogymnoascus destructans, 3399 nucleotides. RefSeq lists its product as uncharacterized. The transcript has a single exon. The record is from RefSeq and is a predicted model, not a curated record. Lineage: Eukaryota; Fungi; Ascomycota; Leotiomycetes; Thelebolales; Thelebolaceae. The coding region runs from base 180 to 3170 and encodes 996 amino acids.